AUGGAGUUUUGGGUCAUCGGCAUUGAGGCUUCUCGACGGCGAGAGGAGAGGCGUUAUGGCCCUAUGGCUGGGAUUCUACUGGUUGAUCGGCGAUCGACUGAUUGCGUCUUGUACAUGAUCCGAAAGCUUCUGGGAAUGGUUAGAGUUGCAUACUUUGAGUCCUUGAUCGUGUUUUCAGGUUAUGGACUUUUGAUUCACAGAGGAUAUCAGGAAGUGUGCAGAAUUGAGUAUAGAAGGACCCAGCUACUGGAAACCACUCAAUAUCUGGAGCAUGCUGGUGAUGCAAAGGAUUGUGGGGGUGAUGACCUAGAGAGCUGUGCUCGUAGCCCCGAGGAUUUCUCCUUGAGUGUCGAUCAACUCAAUCAAGACUUCAACAAAUCUCUCGUUCUUAAAAAUUCAUCCUCUAUUGAAUUGAAGGACAGUUCUAAUCUGACUAUGAAGCAAUCGGAAGUUCCUGACAAGAAGGAAACUAAAAGAAGGUAUGCUGUGGAAAUGGGAACAGCUGCGAAUGAAAAUGAUGCAUAUUUGGAUCUCAAACUGUCACCUCCAGGGGUCUACUCAAGGGGUAAAUUGUCGAAUGAAUCGAAAUCAUCAUCCCCAAGAUCUCAAGACUCAUGCAUAUCUGCAGAGGUCGAGUCAAAUGUAAACUCGGAGAAUAAUAACCUUCGAGUUGAAAGUUCACCGUUGAUUGUGAUGGGAUGUACUUUUUGCCUGCUUUAUGUGAUGGUGACAGAUGCAGAUCCCAGAUGCCCUAAAUGCAAAAAUCCUGGCUUGCUCGACGUUUUCCGUGGUAAUCAGGUGAAGAGAUCAAGAAAGAACUAGUUUCCUUUCAAGUAGUUUACUUGGUGGUUGGUUUCAAAUGCUCCAGUAUGCUCUUGAACUGAUGCACCCUCUGCUUUUUUCUUGAACUGAUGCUGCUGCUGUUGCUGCAUGCACCACCAUCUUUUCACUUGGGGAGUCAGAAUAGCAUCUUUAAUAAAAACAAAAUACAAUUUAUGGUUCUUUUUGCUCUGUAGUUUGGCUGUUUUGCCCUUCUUUUGAAGAAGGCCAAUUCAUAUGGGAUAUGGUCUUCAAAACAGCGCUUUAUACAUCACAUUAAGUUACUGUGACCCUCUUGUUAAAGACAGUACACUUUUUCCUUCGUUUGGAGAGUUUAUUUCUUUUUCUGUGCCA
This is a messenger RNA of Benincasa hispida (wax gourd), 1173 nucleotides long. The record is from RefSeq and is a predicted model, not a curated record. NCBI's taxonomy places the organism in Eukaryota, Viridiplantae, Streptophyta, Magnoliopsida, Cucurbitales, Cucurbitaceae.